This is a messenger RNA of Strongyloides ratti, 1233 nucleotides long. RefSeq lists its product as hypothetical. The transcript has 4 exons. The coding region runs from base 1 to 1233 and encodes 410 amino acids. NCBI's taxonomy places the organism in Eukaryota, Metazoa, Nematoda, Chromadorea, Rhabditida, Strongyloididae. The record is from RefSeq and is a predicted model, not a curated record.
AUGAGAUCUUUGUCAGGUAUUCUUGUAAUGUUUACAUCAUCCCCACCAUUAAAUCCAUCCUCAUUCAAUUUAAAUAACUUUUUUAAAAGUGUUUCUCAAACUACAAUGAGCUCUGGUUCUCCAUCUGGAUCACCUUCAAACUCACAAAUUUCACCUAUCAAUCAACAAAGUCCUCAGGACCAAAAUAAUACUAAUCAAUUUAUGGCUGCUUUAGCAUCAUUAUCUAAUAUUAAUAGUAAUCAAAAUUGUGUAAAUACUAAAGAUAUUAAUAUGAAUCCAUUGAUAAAUGGUUUUAAUAUAGGAUUAAAUCAACAACCAUCUCCUAUGAUAUUAAAUAAUCAGGCAUUUUUUGCUCAAAUUCUCCAAAAUAGUAUGGGUAAUCCAAUGGCUAUGAAUUUUUUUCAGCAAAUGCUUAUGAAUAAUAAUAAUAGUAAUAAUGAUAAUAAAAGUUCAUCACCCUUCAAUCAAUCCCAUGGUGUAAAAAGAUCAUUUGAUAAUAUUUCUAAAUCACCUUCCAGUCCACCACAAAAUGUAGAAUUAUUAAAUUAUAUGAAAGAAAUAACUUUUACAAAACCAAAUGGAAUGAUUCAAUGUAACAUUUGCCAUGCUGAAUAUGGUAAUAUAAAAGAUAUAUAUAAACAUAUUCUGGAAGAAAAAAGUAAAAUGAAUAAUUUGUAUAAAUCUUUUUCAACAACUAAACAAAUUAUAGGAAAUGUUAUUGAAAAUAAUAGUCAUUCACCAAUAGAUCUUCAACAAGAAUCUAGAUUUAAAAGAUAUGAAAAUUCUAUUGAUAGUAUUAAAAAGAAUCAAAAAAAUAGGUAUAAACAGAGGGGUAUUUUGAAGUCACAACCCCUUGUACCAAGAUCUCCAUCAACAACUAUUUCAAGUCCAUAUCAUAAUGGUAGAAUUUCAGAGGGUGGAUGUAGUGAUUCACCAAGUCGAUCAUCAACAUCAAGUACUGGAGAUGUAUCAAAAGAAAGUCAUGAUGAGAAUAGUAUUAAAAAAUUUAGAAUAACUGAUAAUUGUUGUAAAAAAUGUAACAAAAUAACAGAAUAUCUUUGUAUUAAUAUGAAUCUUCGUCAUCCAAUAUGUAAAGAAUGUUUUGAUACUUAUAAUAAAGAAAAAAAUAUAAAGGAUAAUGAAGGAGAUAGUGAGAAUUUUGAUGUUGGUAUAAGUUCAGAGAUUACUGAAAAUGGUAAAGAAUUUGUUUUGAUAGGUAACAAAGUACAAUGA